AUGGGACGACACACAAAGAAAGGUGGUUACAUUCUCAUGGAAGAGAAGAUGCCAACCUACCUGGUUCCAGACCUCAGUAACUUCCAGCUCAAGCCUUAUGUCUCCCACACUGCACCCGAGAAACCACCUACAUCCGCUACGGGGGCUGCAGCAUCCGUAGCAUGUGCUGGGAAUUUCACCACCUUUCUUCCCUAUCUUCCCUUCCCCUCUGUUCCACCUCUUUUCCUCCCAACAGCUCAAGCCCUAUGUCUCCCACACUGCGCCUAA
This is a messenger RNA of Closterium sp. NIES-65, 267 nucleotides long. NCBI's taxonomy places the organism in Eukaryota, Viridiplantae, Streptophyta, Zygnematophyceae, Desmidiales, Closteriaceae. The record is from the annotation of a GenBank genome assembly.